CAGGCAGUAAGUAGCCUGUGGCCUCUGUUGGAGUCGCUUCAGUAGUUCACCAUGGAGCCUGUAAGAGUUUGUAUGGAUCUGAUUGUAGUUUUGUCUCUGGUGGACUUUAUCAGCAUGAACCGGAUUUUUGCAAACACACUGGACCUCAACAUGCAACCUUCACCUGGACUCGGACCGAGGCAGCACUUCCAAAUUGUUGAUCAGCACAACAGACUGCGCAGCCAGGUCAAGCCCAUGGCCGCCAACAUGCAGAAACUGGAGUGGCAUGAUGACUUGUCCUUACUUGCAAAGGAGAGGGCAGCAUUGUGCCAUGCAAAGUCGUCUCCUCCGGAUUCCUCUUCUCUCACACACUUUGGCUGGAAUACACAUCAUGCUGCCUUUGGGGUCACCUCCUUUUCAAGUGUCAUUAAAUUGUGGUUUGAGGAAGGACAUGAUUUUCUCUACAUGAGUGGGCAGUGUCGGGAGAAUGCCACCUGUCACCACUACACGCAGCUGGUGUGGGCCACCUCCAGCCACGUGGGCUGUGCCAGCCGGCUAUGUCUGAGAGAUGGAGACCUGUGGCAGACAUUUGUGUGUGCAUACUUCCCUGGGGGUAACUGGGAGGUGAAUGAUCAGCUGGUGUCGCCUUAUAAGACAGGGCCAUACUGCUCUCUCUGCACUUCCUCCAUGUCUGGCUGCUUUAGACUGUGGAACCACGUUGGUGGACUGUGCGAGAUCCCAAAGAACCCAUGCCGAAUGAGCUGUGGACCUCAUGGCCAUCUUAAUAUCUCAUCCUGCACAUGCCAGUGUGACUCGGGGUUUACUGGACGCUUCUGUCAGGUGCGGUGCAAAGUGCAGUGUGUGCAUGGUGAUUUCAAAGAAGAAGAAUGUUCGUGUUUUUGUGAUGUUGGCUAUGGGGGUGCUGAGUGUGCAGAAAAGGUGCCAUUUCCAUUCCACAGUUGUGAUGUUAUCAUAGAUGGUGAUUGUUUCAUGGUGUCUCUUGAAGCAGACACCUACUAUGGAGCCAAGAGCCACUGUCAGGAACAAGGGGGGAAUCUGGCUAAGAUUCACAAUCAGAAGGUUCAAGACAUCCUUGCUUUUUAUCUCAGCCAGCUGGCGGUAAACAAUGAGGUCACCAGUUCCGACACUGAGACAAGAGGCUUCUGGAUUGGUCUUACCUACAAGGCUCUGAAAGAUGCAUUUCGAUGGGAUACAGGAGAAAGUCCUGCAUUCAAUAGCUUCGCCUUUGGACAACCUGACAGCCAAGGGUAUACUCUUUGGAAACUGUGUGGAGCUGCAGGCAUCAAGUGCGUUCAACUGGAACGACCAGCGCUGUAAAACACAGAACAGAUAUAUCUGCCAGCUUGCUGCAGAGCACAUCGCCCGGUGGCAGAGCGACAGGUGAUCCACAUGGAUUUUCCAAGCGGGUGAAGCCAUGUGUGCAGUGAUGUACAUGUCGCUUUGGAAAAUGCCUGAAGACAAUAAGCAAUUUUUGUUACUGUUUCCUUAUGCUGUCAUUCACUGUGUAUUGUUCAUUAAAAUUGCAUGCACAGCUGCAUGAAAAGAUUUGGGCACCUGUUGACAAAAUGCAUACUUAAGCUUGUUUUGUGACAUCAAGUUAAAAUAAAGAAGAAAAAAAAAUGUUUCAUUCUGCAAAAAGUUCUAAAUUCUUCUUAGUUUUUUCUCAGGUGCUUAAUUACAUUGACUAAGAUGUUAGUCCAUGUUGUCAAUUCCAAGUAAAUAUGAGCAAAACAGCAAGCACUCUUGCACAACAGACAACACCUUAUCAUUGCUUGCACAUCAUUUUUCAUUGCUGGACUUUUUACAAAAAGUCACACUGAUCAUUUGGUAACAUCAAAAUCAUGUUGGAGUCUC
Thalassophryne amazonica is the source of this 1854-nucleotide messenger RNA. RefSeq names its product C-type lectin domain family 18 member A-like. The transcript has 12 exons. Bases 52 to 1317 code for a protein of 421 amino acids. Lineage: Eukaryota; Metazoa; Chordata; Actinopteri; Batrachoidiformes; Batrachoididae. The record is from RefSeq and is a predicted model, not a curated record.